This is a messenger RNA of Seriola dumerili (greater amberjack), 2841 nucleotides long. It is a transcript of the gene gls2b, whose product is annotated as glutaminase kidney isoform, mitochondrial-like. NCBI's taxonomy places the organism in Eukaryota, Metazoa, Chordata, Actinopteri, Carangiformes, Carangidae. The transcript has 18 exons. Bases 135 to 1952 code for a protein of 605 amino acids. The record is from RefSeq and is a predicted model, not a curated record. Gene Ontology annotation, molecular function: glutaminase activity; protein binding. Gene Ontology annotation, biological process: L-glutamine catabolic process.
UGAAAGUCAGUGACCUCGCAGGAGCUGCUGCUAAACAGCUCAACAACAAAAAAAAACAGUCACCGUUGUCUGCUGUUGCCUUCACCGUCAGUCAAACUAUCAGAGCCGGACUGUGGCUGCCGUUCGUCGCAGCCAUGCACUGUCUGAGAGGUCUGCGUCUGCCGAACUCUGUUCAACAAAUCGUCAAAAAUACAGAUGCGGCGAAGAAGGUUUUCAUCAUCCAGCCAGCGUGUUGUCUGAGCUCUAAAGCAACAGCCGCGUCCCACCGACGACACGCACACUUGGAUCAUUCCCAUCUCAAAAUGAAUGUACACUCAAAGCCUCCCAGCUCUGGAGUGGAAAGCAUGCUUUUCUACACCAUCACAGAGGGAAAAGAGCAAGUCCCCAUCUCAUACUUUACCUCAGCCCUGAGGAGAACUGGCCUUCAUCCGUCUGACCCCCGUCUAAAGGACUGCAUGGAGAAGCUUCGACAGGCCGUGAAGGAGUCUGCCGGCGAGGUGAUGAUGGACAGGGAACUUUUCCACAGAUGUGUUGGUGGAAACAUCGUCUUGCUGCUCCAGGCCUUCAGGAAGAAAUUUAUCAUCCCUGAGUUUGACGUGUUUGCCCAAAAAAUAAAUGAAAUCUAUGACAGAGUGCAAAAGCAAAGUGAAGGGAAGGUUGCAGACUACAUCCCCCAGUUGGCCAAGUUCAGGCCAGAACUGUGGGGCAUGUCUUUGUGUACCGUGGAUGGCCAGAGGCACUCAGUAGGCGACACCAAGCAGCCGUUCUGCCUGCAGUCCUGCGUGAAGCCCCUGCAGUACGCCAUCGCCGUCCAUGAGGCGGGAACAGAGCAUGUUCACCGUUACGUCGGCAUGGAGCCCAGCGGACUCAAGUUCAACAUGCUCUCACUUGAUGAUGAAGAUAAGCCCCACAACCCAAUGGUGAACGCUGGAGCCAUAGUGAUCAGCUCUCUUAUCAAGCCUCGCUCAAAUAAGGCAGAGAAGUUUGACUAUGUUAUGGAGUUUGUGAAAAAGAUGGCUGGCCAAGAGUAUGUUGGAUUCAGCAAUGCCACGUUCCAGUCAGAAAAAGAAACAGGCGACAGAAAUUUUGCCAUUGGAUACUACAUGAAAGAGAAGAAGUGUUUUCCACUGGGAGUGGAUAUGAUCGAUUCCUUGGAUUUCUACUUCCAGCUUUGCUCCAUUGAGGUGACCUGUGAGUCAGGGAGUAUCAUGGCUGCCACUCUGGCCAACGGGGGAAUUUGUCCAAUCACAGGCGAGCUUGUCCUGAGUGCCGAGGCAGUGCGAAAUACUUUGAGUCUCAUGCACUCAUGUGGCAUGUAUGACUUUUCUGGCCAGAUGGCAUUUCAUACUCUUGCUCUCGUGUCUCAGGUGGGCUUGCCGGCCAAAUCUGGCGUGUCUGGUGCAGUACUGCUGGUAAUCCCCAACGUCAUGGGAGUAAUGUGUUGGUCUCCUCCGCUGGACAGAGUUGGAAACAGCGUCCGGGGAAUACACUUCUGCCAGGAGCUUGUGUCACUCUUCAAUUUCCACAAUUACGACAACUUGAGGCACUUUGUGAAGAAGCAGGACCCUCGCAGGCAGGAUGGGGAUGACAGGAACAAGUCUGUUUUCAACUUGAUGUUUGCCGCCUACAGUGGAGAUGUGUCAGCCCUGAGAAGGUUUGCUCUCUCAUCCAUGGACAUGGAUCUAAAAGACUAUGAUUCUCGGACAGCACUACACAUCGCUGCAGCAGAGGGUCACAUCGAUGUUGUGAAAUUUCUUACUGAAACUUGCAAAGUUGAUCCAUUUGUAGAAGACAGGUGGGGGAACCUACCAGUCGAUGAUGCCGAGCAGUUCGGACGUGACGAGGUGGUGAAGGUGCUGAAAGACUACCAGGAGGUCUGCAGGCAGCAGGAGACGCAGCACACUGAGGCUGAGCGUUCCCCAAAACUGGACACCAUCGAGGGCAUGGUGUGAUGUCUGAAUAGAGGCACCCAAACUGUGAUCCAACAGGGAAUUUGUGCAACCUGUGAGGUUUGUAAAUAUGACUUGUAAGCACAGAGAAAGAGUGCCAAACAGAACCAAACUGAUCAACCUAUCCUGAUCUACUCUAUGUUUUGGUUAGGCCACUCAGCUGUAUGAGUUGACAAAGCAAACUGGUUGUUGCACCAGGAAAGGAAUUCACUCAUUUGGUGAAAAGGAAAUUGUAGAACCAUGCUAAUAGAAUAUAAAAUACAUUAAAAAAAAUACAUUAAGACAAUAGAACUAGUAAAAAAUAAUAAAACAUCAGAGCAUUAACAAUAUAACAACUGUGGGUUUAUGCUGCUUUACAUAUAAUGGGAACAGUUUCAGACUAAUUUCAAAUCAGCACUGGUGAAAUAACAACUCGCACAUAAUGUUGAUGUUGUGAUAAGAUUUAUUUACAUUUAUAUGGAGCAUCUCAGAGGGAUUUGAUGAAGCCAAAAUAUGAUUAUUUAUACCUACAGUGCUUCUUAUAACUUACAGCGGUACUUUAGGUUUCUAUUGUUAUCUGUUUUUAUUUUCUCACUGUGCCGUGUUGAAAACCAAACCAAAGAAAUCCCCUUUAAAACUGUCUGGUAUGUUCAGAGGCAAAAGCUCAUGUUUGAUCUCAAUUCAACAUGAUCCCACUAAAACCUAGUGUGGGAUUCAUUGUAUAUAUUUUGUUCUUGCAGCUGUAAAUAACUGUACUGAAUUCCUGAUACAGAAAUACAUUGUCAUAGAGAGUGUUAUGAUAUUUAUACACAUUUUAACUCUGCAUAAAAAUGAAAUUCCCAAAGGUAAUUUAUUAUGAGGAAUAUUUUGACACUGAAGACAUCUAUUAAAAAUGUUUUAUUUAUCUGCCACC